AUUACAUUAACUUGCGCGGAUUUCAAAGUAGGUUGCGGAGUUCGCGAUUUUGAUUAAUGAAUUCUAGGACUAAAAUAUCUAAGUUUAUUAUUUGGAUCUGUCGUUGCUUGUCCUAAAUCCCUUUCAACCGCACAUGCUUAAUAUGUCAAGUAUUUUUGGUGAGAUAUGCCAGCUUUUCUGUUGUCCUCCGCGACCUUCUCAUAUUGUCGCAAAGCUGGCCUUCUUGCCGCCCCCGCCGACUUAUUCUAUCACCACGUCGGCUAACGAUUCAACCUGCCGCAUUGAUUUCAAACCCGAAGCUGGUUGGCAGAUUUCUGAAGAUUUAAAAUCUAAACUGACAGUUUUUUAUACGCUUACAAAACGUCAGUCUCGAAUUGUUUGUAUGCAUAUACCAGCAAAUUCUGUUAUGUCACCUUCACAGUUCUCAUCGAACCUAUCGUCACGUCGUGCUUUGUCUUCACAAUCAAGAGUAAGAAGUCCUGCACUUAGCGUUAGUUGUCCAACUCUUAUUGAUGAGGGCAAAUAUGGAUCUGCUCAUCCAGCUUUCUACGGUGAUUCAUCACAUCAGGCAAAUUAUACGGUCUUAUUCAGUCAUGGAAAUGCAGUUGACAUUGGUCAGAUGGCUGGAUUUCUUCAAUCAUUAGCAUAUCGUUUUGGUGUAAAUAUUCUAUGCUAUGAUUACUCGGGUUAUGGUGCAAGUUCUGGUCAAAGACUUGAAGAAAAUUUAUACGCAGAUGCGGAUGCAGUGUUGCAUGAAUUAAGGGAACGUUUCAAUGUACCGCUUAAUCGUAUUGUCUUAUAUGGACAAAGUAUUGGGACUGCACCUACAGUUGAACUGGCGACUAAGUACAAGGUUGCUGGUGUGGUUCUUCACUCUCCAUUUAUGUCUGGUCUACGUGUUGUCUGUCCUGGAACAACUCGUCGAUUCUGUUUUGAUCCUUUUACAAACAUCGAUAAAGUCUCUCGGAUACUUUCACCAACUCUGAUUAUUCAUGGAACUGAUGAUGAAAUCAUUGGCAUUGAUCAUGGCAGAGAAUUAUAUUCUCGGCUUACUUAUCCUCUGGAACCUGCAUGGAUUGAAGGAGCAGGUCAUAAUGAUAUUGAGUUAUUUUCUGAGUAUGCGGCUCGAUUAGAUCGAUUUUUCAAUGAAGAUAUUAUUGAUUCACAGUGUGAGAUUUCUUCAAAUGUGAUCGAUUCUGUGGCAGAAUCCCUUCAUACUGAAGAAUCCUCGAAUCUUCGUCAACAGACAUCACUUCCUAGUCAGUCAACUCAACUAAAAUCUACAGAAGUAAAAGAGAAUGUUUGUUCAACUUCUCAGUCUUCCACUCAUGGCAAUACCACUGAAGUCUUUAGUGGUGCAGUAGAUGUUGUUACAUCAGCUACAUCCACAGAUUCUACCUCGAGUGCAACAUCUGUAUUUAAAUGUGAAUCUCCUGGCGAUGAUAAUACAGCUACUUCUGGUGGUGAUAAAGCUGUUAGUGAAAGUGCUACCAAGAGUAAUGCAACAUCCUCAAAUGCUUCUUCAGACAAUGUUUGUACCACUCCUAAUGGAAUUCAGUCCACUUCUAGUACUGCUCAAUUGUUUCACUAGGUCUAACUAAUUCGUUCAAUGUGGUUCACAUUGUAAUGUAAAAGACACUUUACUCCAAUUUGUUCAUAAAAUCACUAAAAUAAAAUUGUUAAAUAUGUGUGUACACAUUACACAUUAUUUGUGUAUAUGAUUUCCUGUUUACAUCUGGAAUAAUUUGUUAUGCUCUAUUUCAGUUUGUAUUUUAUGUUCUUAUUGCAUUUCACUUCCUUUUUUUCUUUCUAAUUAUUAUCAACUACACUCAACUAUAGGGAAAAUAACUCGGGGUGUUUAGCUUACAAGCUUUCUUUUUUUUCAAACUACCUACUAAAAAAAAUCAAUUGUUUGUUUUAUAUAGGAAAAAAAUUUUUUUAUGGUUGUUUCUUUUUCUUCCUAUUUCAUUGGAGUAUGUUUUCAUUCUCUAUAAGCCGAUACUUACGGUGGAUCUCGUUUUUGCCUAAAUCAUUACAAGGUUCCGAAGGGGAAAAAAACAAAACAAAACACAACGUUUACGUUUAACAUUUAGUUGUUAUGUCUGAUUUAUUUUGUAAUCUCAAGCUUUUUUUUGUAAAAUUUCUACUUAAUACACGCCUCUCUUUCUUGUUUUCCUUCGUUGGAUAAAUGAAUAGUAAAACAAAUUUCCUCUUUCUUUAUCUUCAAUGUUUGUUUUUUUGAGAGUCAUAAUUUAGCUUUAGGGAAAAAACAUGUAACUUGAUGAGAGAUGAAAUCGUUUACUAUUUAUUGCGUAGCCGUACAAAUGGAACACAAUGUUUGUGCAUGUUCUAUUCUUUCUUCCCAUUACAGCAAACAAUCUCAAAUAUGCAGUUGUGUGUGUGUGUGUGUGUACUGAUUGUUGGAUUCUAUAUGAUAUAGAUAUAUAUGUUCUAUAAACUCUCAGUUUACAUAAUCUGGUUCAGCCAACUCUUCUUUUUUAAUUAGUAUUUAUUGAUAGCAAUAUUGAAAAGGGAUUUUCUAUUUGUUUUCAUUUGAUUGUAUUACUUGUGUUUUAUUAUUAUUAUUAUUAUUAUUACUACUGUUAAGUAACGUUUGGUAUUCAUUUGUAUAUGAAUAAAAUUUUAUUUUUCUUUGUUUAUUACUCUCUUGGUUCUCCUCUUAAAAUUUCACCUUGUUGUUAAGUUGAUUCUCGAAUAGUAGUGAAAUAUUAAAGUGAAUAUUACUUUGUGCAAUUUGUUAUAACUGUUAUUUUAAAUAUUCUGUCAAUUAGUAGUAAUAGUAAUAUUAUUAUCAUUACUGUACUUUAUGUAUAAAACUAUGCAUAUGCUGCUGACAUACAGGUG
This is a messenger RNA of Trichobilharzia szidati, 2865 nucleotides long. The record is from the annotation of a GenBank genome assembly. Lineage: Eukaryota; Metazoa; Platyhelminthes; Trematoda; Strigeidida; Schistosomatidae.